GUGUGUGUGUCAUACUAUUUGGGGGUCCUCAUUCCUAGAGGACUGCUUGGUUCAGCAGCGUUUCUCCUUGCAUUGAGAGAGUUUGGUAUGACUCCCACAGGACAACAUACACAGAUGCAUGAUAUUGGCUCUGACGUCUAAGGGCACAGCAGAUAGAAGACCAUGGAAGAACUCACUCUGCUACUCUGGCUCCUGAUAGUUCCUCUUCAAUCAUUUGUACUUCAGCCCAGAGUGGAAAUGAUCCUCAUAGAAGACUCUGUCAGAGAAACAGAUCCCUGGUCAGACUGGAGACCUGAGAGACUGAGGGAGACCAACACAGCAGACGGAGAGGAGGGUGAAGAACUCACUGCAACCCACCCUGAAGAGAAGAGGGAGGAAGAGGGUAGGAGUGAGGAUGGACUAACUCCAGAGACUGUAUCUGAGAAGUGGAGAAUAGAGGAGGAGAAGGGGGCAGCAGAGCAGGAGGGCCAUGAGGAAGAGCGAGGGAUGGAGGAAGAGAGAACGCUGGUUGGAGGGCUUGAUUACAGAGAGAAGAAGAGAUUUGAAAAUUGGGAGAUAGAAGCUGAUGAGGAACAUGAAGAGGAGGAGGAGAGAGGAGAUAAUGGAGAGGGGAGACAUGAAGAAGGGAUUAGAUCAGAUGAUGAGGAGAGAGGUGGUAAGGAACAGAGAGCAUAUGGAGGAGAGGAGAAACUAGAGGAAAACCUGAGAGUUGAGGAAGUUAAAGAACCCAGUGUAGAUCAAAGCGAGGGAAACUACUUAGUCGUUACACACAUGGACCUCCCCUCUCCAACCAGCACUUCCUCCUCUCCUGUAGAAAAAGUAAUGGACACUCAACCUGUCAAUCAAGCUAUCAACGAACCCAUGUCCCCUCCCCCUGCAGCUAUGCCUGUUCCACUUUAUGAUGUCACUCCUCCACCUGCCACUCAACAUGGCCCUCCACCAGUUACACCCUCUACCCCCUCUCAAGUUCCAGAGUCUGCCACUCAUGCUCUCACUCAACCUGCCAGUCAUAUCCAAGACCCGGCUCCAGAGGCAGAGGAGGCCAUCUCAUUGGUGUACAGUGAGCUCAUUAUGGUUCAGAGUGUGACUGACAGCUCCCAGACAAAUCUCAGGGAGGGGGAGAGUUUUGUUUCGCAAUCGAUGGAGGUCAAAGUUGGCCCAAUUAUCAAGGUUUCAGUCAACGACAAUCAGACUGAGAGGAACAGCAUUGUUUUUCUCAAAGAGACAGAAAAUACAGUCAAGCAGCUAAAGUCUACAGACAAACCAAAACAAGCAAAACCCACAGCCAAGGAACUGCAACCUACAGCCAAACCAAAAGAGAUGACAAAACCCACAGCCAAGGAACUGCAACCUACAGCCAAACCAAAAGAGAUGACAAAACCCACAGCCAAGGAACUGCAACCUACAGCCAACCCAAAAGAGAUGACAAAACCCACAGCCAAGGAACUGCAACCUACAGCCAAACCAAAAGAGAUGACAAAACCCACAGCCAAGGAACUGCAACCUACAGCCAAACCAAAAGAGAUGACAAAACCAACAGCCAAACCCAAAGUGACGGUACAGACAAACUCUACACCCAAAACACAACAGACAAAACCUACAGCCAAACCAGCAGUGCCAAAACACACAAUGAAGCUGACACAGACUACCAAGAGUAUCAAGACAAAGACAGGGAAACAUCAAAAGAAAGACAAAAUAAAUGAGAGGAAAGGUAAACCUCUGAAAAAGGACAACAAAACCAAAGAGACAAAACAGGAGAAGAAGGAGGGCACAAAUCCUGCAUACUUCCCCUACUUCAAAGACAGCUACUGUCCCCCGGAGUGUGCCUGCUAUGGACGAGUGGUCCAGUGUUCCGACAAGGGGCUGGAGAAGGUUCCGUACGGCAUCCCUUAUAACUCCCGCUACGUCCUCCUGAUGAACAACCGCAUCGACAGCAUUCAGCUGGACCUGCUCAAUGAGUACCUGUCCAUGGAGUUCCUGGUGCUCAGCAACAACCGGCUGACAGACGGCUCCAUCGAGGGGGCCUUCGAGGGCAUCCCGGCCCUGAGGCGGCUCUACCUGGACCAAAACCUACUGGAGAGUGUGCCCACAGACCUGCCCGCCUCCCUGGAAGAGCUGCGUCUGGAUAACAACCAGCUUAAUGUGAUGUCGGAGGGAGCCUGGGCCAACUGCCCCGGCCUGCUGGUCCUCAGCCUGAGCAACAACAGCCUGGGGAAUGUGAAUGAUACUCUCCCCGCCAGUGUGCUCUCACCUCUGGGCAGCCUGCGCACGCUCAGCCUGGACCACAACCGGCUGGCCUCGGUGCCUCUUGGCUUACCUCUAUCUAUCAGGGAGUUGUACCUCCGUGGCAACCUUAUCCAGCAGUUUCCAGGGGAGGCCUUCAUGGGUACCUCGGAGCUGGUGAUUCUGGAUCUGAGUGCUAACCGGCUAACCAACCAUGGCCUUCUCAGGGAGUCCCUCAUCAACGCCACCCACCUGGAGAGCCUCAACUUAGAGGGCAACCAGCUCAAGAAGGUACCCCGCCACCUCCCCUCUUCCCUCAAAACCCUGAACCUGGAGGGCAACCUCAUCUCCUCCCUGGGCAAAGCCUCCUUCCUCCACCUCCCCCACCUGGAGCACCUGGGCCUGGCCAGGAACAAGAUAGCCAGGGUGGCCUCGGGGGCCUUCAGGGCGCUGCCCGUCCUGCACCAGCUGGACCUGUGUCACAAUGCCCUGAGCCAGGUGCCCAGGCAGCUGCCCCGGGGGCUACACUCAGUGGCACUCACACACAACAAGAUCCACUCAGUGCCCCGCGACGCCUUCUGCUGGGGGGGUUCAGACCCCGGCCUCAGCAACCUGGUGCUGGUGCAGCUGGAGCACAACCUCAUAGACCUGGGCCACAUGGACGCAAAAGCCUUCCACUGCCUCAGAGGCUUCCAGAUGGUACACUUCUACUGAGCUGCAGUCUAUAGAAUCCUGCAGGACAGUCAAACUGCAAAUAUAGAUUAUAGACAAUCCAACAACUGAAAACAAUUGCAGGGGUUUUUCUGCUCAACCUGAAAGUCUGUUGGGCUCUAAAAUGGCGGUAAAAUGUUCUGCAAUACACAGAGAAACAAACAUCAUGUCGGGAGCUGAUUUUGAUUCAACAUUACAAGAUAACAAUGCAAGAUGGCCAGUUGAGUGAACUUGGAUCUCAAUGUGGAUAGCUAUACUGUACUGUAUGUCGUCGCUUGGGUAAAGCUGUGAUUGAUGGAAGCCGUGAUAUGUGUUCAGAGAAAAUACUUGUUUGAACCGCUCCCAUGAAGUCUGUGUUGAAAGACUAUGGCCUACUUAAAGGUCAAUGAUGCCACAUACAGUUGAAGUCGGAAGUUCACAUACACCUUAGACAAAUUCAUUUAAACUCAGUUUUUCACAAUUCAUGACAUUUAAUCCUAGUAGAAAUUCCCUGUCGUUGGUCAGUUAGGAUCACC
Molecule: messenger RNA, 3449 nt
Organism: Oncorhynchus mykiss (rainbow trout)
Lineage: Eukaryota; Metazoa; Chordata; Actinopteri; Salmoniformes; Salmonidae
Molecular function (GO): protein binding
Source: RefSeq, a predicted model, not a curated record